AAAAAUUAAUUUUUUUCCCUAACACUUCGAGAGGGAAAGAAAAAGAAAAUAUUCCAAUUUAAUUGCUCAUAGAAAAUCUCUGCAAUCCAAACACUUCAUCGAGAGGAAAAUUUCCUCUUCUGGAUCUAUUCGCCUCAGGGUUCGAGAGAUCUGAGGAAAGAGGAGAGUUAAGGAGGAGACUAGAAUAUGGCGCAUAGAGUAGAUCAUGAGUAUGAUUAUCUAUUCAAGAUCGUGCUGAUUGGAGACUCUGGUGUGGGAAAAUCUAAUAUCCUUUCCAGGUUUACCAGAAAUGAGUUCUGUUUGGAAUCCAAAUCCACCAUCGGUGUCGAAUUCGCCACUAGGACUCUUCAGGUGCAUGGAAAGACAGUAAAGGCUCAAAUCUGGGAUACAGCAGGGCAGGAGCGGUACCGUGCCAUCACAAGUGCAUAUUAUAGAGGAGCUGUUGGUGCCUUUCUCGUUUAUGACAUAACCAAGAGGCAAACGUUUGACAAUGUUCAAAGGUGGCUGCGUGAAUUGAGGGACCAUGCAGACUCAAACAUCGUUAUUAUGAUGGCUGGAAACAAGUCUGACCUGAACCAUCUAAGAGCUGUUACAGAGGAGGAUGGUCAUAGCUUGGCAGAGAGGGAAAGUCUCUCAUUUCUUGAGACAUCGGCACUGGAAGCAACCAAUGUUGAGAAGGCAUUCCAAACCAUAUUGACAGAGAUAUACCACAUCAUAAGCAAGAAGGCAUUGGCAGCGCAAGAAGCAGCUGGCAAUUCUACACUUCCUGGUCAAGGAACCACUAUUAAUGUUGCUGAUACCUCAGGGAACACGAAGAGAGGUUGCUGCUCUACUUAAUUCUAUAUUUGAGGAAGGAAAGCAUUGCUAGCAAGCAGUCCUUUCAUUAUUUUUUUAACAAUUAUUUUUAAAAAAUUCUUUUUCAAUUUUCAGCUGAGAGAGGGAGACAUGUAGAUUACUCGUCAUUUUACAUAAAUUUGAGUUUGUGAAUUUGAAAAAAAAAAUGGGGUCAGUGCUGUUAGAAUUUCAGGAUGGUAUGUUCUCUGUAUUUAUUUAUUGUAUGCCACUAAAAGUGGAACUGACUGAUAGCAGGGAUGUAGAGUGAAAUCACGUUAUCUCAAUUGGGAGAAAUAGUGGUGCACAACCAUAAAAGGGGCAGCUUUUAGUACUUGUUCUGGGUUUUGUUUGUUGAGCUAUUUCCAAACUUGUAAUAAAAGCUUCUUUACCUUUGUGACA
Messenger RNA from Manihot esculenta (cassava), 1233 nucleotides. Its product is annotated as ras-related protein Rab11C. Gene Ontology annotation, cellular component: endosome. Gene Ontology annotation, molecular function: GTP binding; GTPase activity. The record is from RefSeq and is a predicted model, not a curated record. Bases 187 to 837 code for a protein of 216 amino acids. Lineage: Eukaryota; Viridiplantae; Streptophyta; Magnoliopsida; Malpighiales; Euphorbiaceae. The transcript has 3 exons.